AUGGCCACUCCAGCGACCAAUCCACCGCCCAACUCGCGCAACCGCAGUGCCUCUCGAACACGCCUACCAUCCCGCCCCACGACCCCUCUCCGCCCGCCCUCGAGAACGAGCCUACGGGCCUCGCAAACAACACCAUCCGGCGGCGCAUCCACUUCCUCCUCAGACUUCCCUCUCGCCUCCCUCGAGCCUGCGUUUGCAGAAUUGAGCGACAGCAUGGCCGACCUCGAAGCCAACUUCAUGCACCUACAAUUGCUCAAUGAGAGCCUGGGACGCUUCAACGAGAACUUUGGCGCAUUUCUGUAUGGGAUGAAUAUGAGUGCUUUUUGUGUGGACUUUCCUGAGGCACCAAUACCCCAAUCCUUCGCAAGACACAAAGACAGCCAGUCGCAGACGCAGAACUCGCCGUUUCGCGAUCGCAACACCGGUGGAGGAGGUGAUAUGGAAGCGACGUUCCUGACGACGGAUACUUCGUUUGUGGAGAAUCCGCCUACCAGUUCUAAGCCGGCGAGCAAAUACUCGGCACCGCCUUCUGCCGCGAGUUCGAGGCAGAGUGCUUUGCCUGGGAGGGGAGGCGCUGGGAGUAGAGGAAGGGCUGGAAGUGGGAUUGGGAGAGGGAGUACGAGGGGUGGUGCUGCUGGUGGGACGAGAGGAGGGAGCGGGGCUGGGAGGGGUACAAGCACGGAGAGAGGGAGGGGGUUGAGGUAG
Saxophila tyrrhenica is the source of this 705-nucleotide messenger RNA. It is a transcript of the gene DAM1, whose product is annotated as DASH complex subunit dam1. The record is from RefSeq and is a predicted model, not a curated record. The transcript has 2 exons. Bases 1 to 705 code for a protein of 234 amino acids. Gene Ontology annotation, biological process: mitotic sister chromatid biorientation. Gene Ontology annotation, cellular component: DASH complex; mitotic spindle; mitotic spindle pole body. Lineage: Eukaryota; Fungi; Ascomycota; Dothideomycetes; Mycosphaerellales; Extremaceae.